GCUCCCCCGCGCACGCUCAGGCCCUUUUCCUAGGGCAGGUCUCGGUGCCUGAUGCACCUGUGAAGCUCCUCGCUGCCUUCAGGAAGGUCUCAGGAGCCCAUGGAAGGAGAGGAGGAUAAGCAGCUACAGCAUAAAAUAGAAGAUGCUGGUAUAGUAUAUGUAACUGAAAAAAAAGAAGAACUCAAACAUGAAAAAGAACCUGGAAAAAGUACAUCACAUUCAAAACCAUGUGUCAGGAGAGGACGUGUAUAUUAUGCUAAAUUCAUUAACACAAAUGCAAGAACAUUCAAUGAACCAGUUCCUUACAUAGAUUCCAAAAAAGAUUCCGAAAAUCAGGGUGACUGGUGGUCACAUGGUAAAGGACCUGAACAUCACUUCCAACCACCUUAUGAUACUAAGAGCACCCAGAGGAGUGACUUUCAAAAGCCAACAUGUCCGUUGGUUUUGCCUGUCAAACACAGCAAGUUGCAAAAGCCUUCCUGUGGAAUAGUUCCACUUGCCUCUCCUGAUGCAUCCGCAGAUCUUCAAAAGGAUUUUAUAGAAUGCAUCUCUUUUAUACAUCAGUAUGAUGCCAGGAAAACUCCCAAUGAGCCUAUCAGGGGCAAGCGACAUGGAGUUUUCAUACAGACAGAGAGAAAACCAGAGAGUAGGCCAAGGGCUCCUCAGGGAACAGAGGUAUUACUGAACACUCCUGGGUCACGCUCAUCAGAGCAGUCGAAAAAAACAGAGAAAGGAAAUUCAGCGGAAAACAAAAUGAUCUCACCCGGUCUCUGCCGACAGAAUUCCCAAGAGCUGUUAGAGACUAAAACCCUCUUAUCAGAAACAGACGUCAGAGAGGCAGCCAAGGCAUGCCCCAGAAGUCCGGAGAGAAGGGAGAAGAUUGCAGACGUCCUUCCAACAACUGCAGCAGAUGCUCUGAUCACCAGGCACAAUCCUUCAAGUCCACCAAUAACAGGACAGAUUACCUUCUUCAGAGAAAAACAUAAUCCUGUAAUCCCUGGAAUGUAGAGAACUUUCCGAAUCAUCGUAUAGGCACUUGCAUUUGCCUUUUCUCUUAUCAAUAACCUUAGAAUGUACAAUUUACAUAAAUGAAUUUUUAAAAAGACAAUUACAAUAUACCAAAAUUUUAAAAGUGGUCUCCAAUGAGUGAUGGAUUAUGAGACAUAUUUCUAUGUCACAUUAUUUAUGAACAGAACAACUUUGUUUGGCACCAAAGUGGAUGUAAUUAACAAAUAGUAUCAACCUUUUAGAGGAGAGGCCCUUUUAGACAGUCACUAGUAUGGCUCUGGAAUCAAACAAACCUGGGUUGGAAUAUUGGCUCUGUCAUGUAUGAGCUGUGUGACCUUGGGUAAAUUACUUAAC
Molecule: messenger RNA, 1362 nt
Organism: Molossus molossus (Pallas's mastiff bat)
Lineage: Eukaryota; Metazoa; Chordata; Mammalia; Chiroptera; Molossidae
Gene: CIMIP6
Product: chromosome unknown C2orf73 homolog
Exons: 5
Coding region: 100-1008 (302 amino acids)
Source: RefSeq, a predicted model, not a curated record